This is a messenger RNA of Dendronephthya gigantea, 1858 nucleotides long. Its product is annotated as plexin domain-containing protein 2-like. Lineage: Eukaryota; Metazoa; Cnidaria; Anthozoa; Malacalcyonacea; Nephtheidae. The transcript is spliced from 13 exons. Bases 1 to 1707 code for a protein of 568 amino acids. The record is from RefSeq and is a predicted model, not a curated record.
AUGCACAUGAAAUAUGUGAUUUUUUGUGUUUUUCUUCCAAUGAUCGUGAUAGAACUAAAGAUGGCUCUUGGAGUGACUUGGGAAAACUACAUCUACGAAAUACAUCAGGAAAAUGAUGAGAAUGCGGAAAUCUUUAGGAGAUAUGAUAUUGCCCGAAGAGAUACGAGAGACAAAGAACCAACAAAACCACCUGGUCCUGGAGUUGAGACAGAACAAAGGCCUCCAUAUUCUACUGAUAAACCAACCUCUAUUUUCCCCACAAAACCAUCAUCCAAGAAAAUUGAAAAGAAAAUGAAUACAAGUGGCGCAAGUGUGAAUACCACUGGCGGAAGACAUACGAUUAACAAGACAGUUAUUGACAACCACAAAUACUACAAGUCUAGUUAUGAUAGUUCUGGAGCUGAAAAGUGGUGGUAUCCUUUGGAUCAAGGAAAAUUUCCACCAAUAAUUCACGAAAGACUCUCAAGAAACAAACAACUUUCUUUUACAACAGAGAUUUCAUUCCAAUUUCCCUAUUACGGACAUAUCAUUGAAUCGGUUACAAUAACAAAUAAAGGUUAUCUUUUUCUGGGUGAUGUGGUUCACAAGUUCAAUGCCUCGUUACAGUAUGUUGCUCCACUUAUGGCUGAUUUUACAACAAACAACGACACAGUUAUAACUUACGUAGACACAGGAAACCGACUAACUGUGCAAUGGACAAAAUUAAAAUUCCAAAAAGUUGGUGAAUUCUCUUUCCAAUGUACUUUACUAAAGAACGGGACGAUUAUUUUUGCCUACCGAAAUAUUCCAGCUCCUGUUGUGGAAUUAAAAAGUGAUUCAUUACAGCACCGUGUUGGUAUUUCAGAUGGCUUACGUUUUCGAAUCAUUCGUCGUGGCUUAUUUUACAUAAAGGGGAAAUUUUACAAAGUUAUAGCUCAAAAUUUGUAUUUUAAAUAUCACUCUGUUGAACUUCCUAUGGAAAAUGUAAAAACUGGCGCUGCCUACGUCAUCACGCCGUUGCCAAACUGUGUAAUGUUAAAAACGUGCGACGCCUGUGCGAAUACUGCAACUGCUUUCUCGUGUGUGUGGUGUGCCGCGGUGAACAGAUGCUCAGAUGGAGUAGACAGACAUCGUCAGGCGUGGUUUGUUAACAAAUGCCCAAAAAAUAAUCAGACAAAGUGUUCGAUAGAACGACCGACACCAGCAAGAACAACUCAAGUCAAUAACGUUACAGCAUCACCGACGCCAAGAUAUAAAACGAAAACAACAAUGAAAAUGAAACAGAAGCCAACAAUAGUAGAAUUCAGGAGAAAUAAUAAAACAACUACAAAAUCAAAUAAAACACCAACUCAAGAAUCUAAAAUAACAGAUAAUAACAGAACAAAAGAGGGAACUGUUGACUCUGAUACGAAAAUCACAGAAAAGCCUGUCAUAAGAUCAUCGACAAAUAAAAAUGGUCCACUAAAUAAUAAUGGCAAUGUUGGUGCUAGAUCUGGUUCUGAAAGCUCUGGUGUCAGCAGUGUUGGAAUUGGUUUAAUAGUACUUUGCCUUGUGAUAAUAUUAGUGGCCCUUUGUUGGUUUGUCUACGCAUACCAUCAUCCCCACUCCAGAUCAGGACGAUUUUUGAUUGAGCACCGCAACCCUAAGAAAUGGUUUAGAAAUUCUGACGGCGCGUCACGUGGAAAUAUGCAUUACAGAACGAAAACCAUGGAGCUCAGUGAAUCAUAAUGUUAUCAUCUCAAAUUCAUAUUCGGUAGACAAUUGCAUCCUCGUAUUGAGAUGCGAUCUUGCAAAGAGUUAGUGGCUGUAUAUGUCUGCAAGUUCUGAAGGAAAUAAACCUAAAUUCAGUGUUAAUAAUUACAUUGCAAAAUUUAAUAAA